Neoarius graeffei (lesser salmon catfish) is the source of this 2144-nucleotide messenger RNA. Its product is annotated as cytochrome P450 2J2-like. The transcript is spliced from 9 exons. Gene Ontology annotation, cellular component: intracellular membrane-bounded organelle; cytoplasm. Gene Ontology annotation, molecular function: iron ion binding; oxidoreductase activity, acting on paired donors, with incorporation or reduction of molecular oxygen, reduced flavin or flavoprotein as one donor, and incorporation of one atom of oxygen; heme binding. Gene Ontology annotation, biological process: xenobiotic metabolic process. Bases 79 to 1557 code for a protein of 492 amino acids. Lineage: Eukaryota; Metazoa; Chordata; Actinopteri; Siluriformes; Ariidae. The record is from RefSeq and is a predicted model, not a curated record.
AACAACUCAAACAGAUAAAUUACACAGACCUUCACACACAGAAGCAGACCUACCAUCAAAUCCUCACAAACCACAGCAAUGCUUUUACACUACUUAGUGGAAUACCUUGAUUUAAAAAGCUGUCUUACAGGAUUUUUUCUUUUCCUACUACUGCUUGAUAUCAUCAGGAAUAAAAAUCCACCCAAUUUUCCACCAGGACCAUGGCCCCUACCGUUUGUGGGAAACAUUUUCACUGGGCCUGACUUCAAAACAAUAGACAAGCUUGCUGAGAAGUAUGGAGACGUUUUCAGCCUGCGUUGGGGCAGUGAGAAAACUGUGUUUAUCUCUGGACAUAAAAUGGUGAAGGAAGCUCUCGUUUCUCAGCUGGACAGUUUUGCAGACCGUCCUGUUAUCCCUCUCUUUCACAAAGUCUUUAAGGGACUAGGUGUAGCUCUCAGUAAUGGGUACCUGUGGAAAAACCAGAGAAAGUUUGUCUUCACACACCUGCGCCACUUUGGUGAAGGGAAGAAGACCCUAGAGCUGAGUAUCCAGCAGGAGAGCAUCUUUCUGUGUGAUGCUUUCAAAGCGGAACAGGGUCCUUUUGAGCCUCAGUUUUUCCUGAACAAUGCAGUCUCAAACAUCAUUUCUGUGCUAGUUUUUGGCCACCGCUUUGAAUAUCACGAUGAAAAUUUCCUGAAUAUCUUGCGUUUGGAUGCUGAAGCUGUUUUUCUGGCAGGUUCUGCCCAGUCUCAGCUGUAUAAUGCCUUCCCUCGCCUCUUUGAAUACCUUCCUGGCCCCCAUCAGAAGAUUUUUGCCAACUACGGAAAAAUAAUAGAAUUCUUAAAAGAAGAAAUGAGAAAACACAAGGAGGACUGGGAUCCCUCAAAUCCUCGGGAUUACAUUGACACUUUCCUUCUAGAAAUGGAGAAGAAAAAGAGUGAUCCUGCAGCUGGAUUUAACAUCGAGACAUUAUUGAUUGCAAUGCUGGACAUGAUUGAAGCAGGAACAGAAAGUGCAUCCAUUACAAUGCGCUGGGGUCUUCUCUUCAUGAUGAAGUACCCUGAGAUACAGAAAAAGGUGCAGGCAGAGAUAGACAAAGUGAUUGGACAGUCACGGCAGGCCAGCAUGGCUGACAAACCCAACAUGCCCUACACUGAAGCUGUUAUUCAUGAAAUUCAAAGGAUGGGCAACGUUGUGCCUCUGGGUCUCCCCAAGAUGGCCUCUAAAGAUACAGUACUGGGUGGAUUCUUCAUACCAAAGGGUACGUCUGUGACUACAAACCUAUCGUCUGUGCUUAAUGACAAGAACGAGUGGAAAACACCAGACACGUUUAAUCCAGGACACUUUCUGGAUGAUCAAGGCCAGUUCCUGAAGAAAGACGCUUUCCUGCCAUUUUCAGCAGGUAAGAGAGCAUGUGUGGGGGAGCAGCUGGCUCGUAUGGAGCUCUUCCUGUUCUUCACCUCUCUGCUGCAGUGCUUUACAUUCUCCCCUUGUCCUGGAGCUGAGCUAAGCUUGGAGGGUCAGCUGGGCUUCACGUAUGCACCCAAACCCUACCGCAUGUGUGUGACCCCACGCUAAGAGUCCAUACACAAUUAUGUUUGUUUUUUUUUUAAUCUAGCUGAUGUAAGAAACCUUAUCUUGACCUCUGUGAUCUGUCCCAACAGCUAUGUUCAUUUUUACGUAAGAAUGAUAUGCAUGAUGUCAUUUAUUUUGCUUUCUAACAGCAUUAUAGUGUAGAAUACCUAUAAUGCACAUAAUAUUGUUCAACAUGAUUUAGUUUUAACCAUGCUAUAAUUCCCCCUUUACUGUAAGAGAAAUUACUGUGGUGCUUGAAAGUUUGUAAACCCUUUAGAAUUUUCUAUAUUUCUGCAGAAAUAUAAUCUAAACUAUCAUCAGAUUUUCAUACAAAUUCUAAACAUAGAUAAAAAGAACCCAAUUAAACAAACGAGACCAAAAUAUUAUACUUGAUAAUUUAUUUAUUGAGGAAAAUGAUGGGUGGCACGGUGGUGUAGUGGUUAGCACUGUCACCUCACAGCAAGAAGGUUCUGGGUUCGAGCCCUGUGGGCCCCCCCGAGGGCCUUUCUGUGCGGAGUUUGCAUGUUCUCCCCGUGUCCGCGUGGGUUUCCUCCGGGUGCUCCGGUUUCCCCCACAGUCCAAAGACAUGC